GGGCGCUUCCGCGUUCCUUCUGCGCCUGUGCGUUCUGCUCUCUGGCCGUCUUCUCCAAAGUUGGGCCAGUGUCGCGGGUCCUCUUGGCGCUCUGGUAGCAUCUCUGACAUGGAGGGACUGCUCUCCUUCAGGGAUGUGGCCAUUGAUUUCUCUGCAGAGGAGUGUGAAUGCCUGGACCUUGCUCAGUGGAAUCUGUACAGGGAUGUGAUGCUGGAGAAUUACAGCAACCUUGUGUUCCUGGGUCUAGCUUUUUCUAAGCCAUAUUUGGUGACAUUUCUCGAGCAAAGAAAAGAGCCGUGGAAUGUGAAGGGACCAGCACCAGCUGCUGUAUACCCAGAAAUAAAACCUUAUAAAUUUAAAGAAUGUGGCAAGACCUUUCCUUGGAAUUCACUUCUUAUUCAACACCAUAAAACCCACCCUGGAGAAAAACUUUACAAAUGUGGUGAAUGUGGCAAGGCCUUUAAUGUUCGCUCAACACUUUACAAACACCAUAGAAUUCAUACUGGAGAGAAACCCUACAAAUGCAAAGAAUGCGGCAAAGGUUUUACAUGUUCUUCAAGCCUUAACCAACACCACAGAAUCCAUACUGGAGAGAAACCCUACAAAUGUCAAUGUGGCAAAGCCUUCAAUAAUUCUUCAGCUCUCACUCAGCACCAAAGAAUUCAUACUGGAGAAAGACCAUACAAGUGUGAAGAAUGUGGCAAAGCCUUUAAUAAUUGCUCAGCCCGUACGCGACACCAAAGAAUUCAUACUGGAGAGAGACCCUACAGAUGUGCAGCUUGUGGCAAGACCUUCAAUUUUCCCACAUCACUUUCUCAACAUCAGAGAAUUCAUACUGGAGAGAAACCCUACAAAUGUGAAGAAUGUGGCAAAGCCUUUAACUGUUCUUCACAUCUUAAACAGCACCGGAUUAUUCAUACUGGAAAGAAACCCUACAAAUGUAAAGAAUGUGACAAAGCUUUUAACUGUUCUUCAAGUCUUAACCAACACCGUAGAAUUCACACUGGUGAGAAACGAUACAUAUGUGAGGAAUGCGGCAAAGCCUUUAAUAAUUGUUCAGCUCUUACUCAACACCAAAGAAUCCAUAGUGGAGAGAAACCCUUCAAGUGUGAGGAAUGUGGCAAAGCCUUUUAUAAUUGCUCGGCCCUCUCUCGACACCACAAGAUUCAUACUGGAGAAAAACCCUUCAAAUGUGCAGAUUGUGGCAAAGCUUUUAUUUUUCGCUCAUCACUUUCUCAGCACCAGAGAAUUCACACUGGAGAGAAACCCUACAAAUGCAAAGAAUGUGGGAAAGCCUUUAACUGUUCUUCACACCUUAACCAACAUGGAAGAAUUCACAGUGGAGAGAAACCUUAUAAAUGUGAAGAGUGUGGCCAGACGUUUAUCUGUUCAUCAUACCUACAUAAGCAUCAGAAGAUUCAUACUAUUGAGAAACUUUAUGAAUGCAAAGAAUGUGGUAAAGCCUUUAGCUGUUCUUCAUACCUUAAAUAUCACCAGAGAUUUCAUACUGGGGGGAAAUCUUACACAUGCAAAGAAUGUGACAAAACCUUUAGGUCCUCUUCAUACCUUAGGAAUCAUCAGAGAUUUCAUACUGGAGAGAAACCCUACACAUGCAAAGACUGUGGCAAAGCCUUUGUUAAUUCUUCAAGCCUUCUUGUACACCAAAGAAUUCAUACUGGAGAGAAACCAUACAAGUGCAAAGAAUGUGGCAAGGCCUUUAGGUGUUCUUCUUAUUUUAAGUAUCAUCAGAGACUUCAUACUGGAGAGAAACCCUAUACAUGCAAAGAAUGUGGCAAAGCCUUUGCUAAAUCUUCAUGUCUUAUUCUACACCAAAGAAUUCAUACUGGGGAAAAACCCUACAAAUGUGCAGAGUGUGGCCAGGCCUUUAUCUGUUCCUCAUACCUGAGGAAGCAUCAGAGAAUCCAUACUGGUGAGAAACCUUAUACAUGUGAAGAAUGUGGCAAAGCUUUUAGUAUUUACUCAACCUUCAUUCAACACCAGAGAAUUCAUACUGGAGAAAAACCUUACAAAUGCAAGGAAUGUGACAAAGCAUUUAAUAAUCAUUCAGCCCUUAUAAAGCAUCAAAGAAUUCAUACAGGAGAGAAGCCCUACACAUGUAAAGAAUGUAAUAAAGCCUUUAAUAAUAGCUCAAGCCUUAUUCGACAUCAACGAAUUCAUACUGGAAUUGAAACCCUAGAAGUUCAAGGAAUGUGGCAAGGCCUUUAAUAAUAGUUCAACUCUUAGCCCCCCAAACUCACAGUGGGGCAUGGAGUUCCAAAGAGAAGAGUGAAGACACAAGAAAGAGAAUAUGCUAAGAACAUCUAAGAGCCAAGGCUUUGAUGCCACUGGAGGACAGGUACCUGCUGAACUUCAAGAAAGCCAUUAGUAAAAGCUUUAUCCAGAAGACAGCCUAUUUGUAGGAUGUGUCCUUAAGAAGAAAAUCUGUGCUGCCCAAGCAAACAAUUUUAGGUAAGGAAGCCCCUUGCAAGAACUCAUGACACAUCUCUGCAUGUACCAUUCAUUAUAUUGUUUGGUAUUGCUGUCAUCUUAUAAAUGUGAAUAAGCCAUGCAUCAUGACACUUAUUUUACAAGGUACUCAGAAAAGGAGAUCACACUUUAUAGACUUCCUGGCUUUUGUGGUUUAUUGAGUCGUUCUUUUUACAGUGAUGUAUGUUUAUAAUAACAACCCUAAUAAUUUAAAAUUUCACUGUAGACUUCAGUUUUCAACUUAGGCAGGUGAAAGAGAAUUAAUGUUACUAUAAGAAGUUCCAAGAGAAUUAAUUACUAUAAGAAGCUCCUGAGACAAUCAAUUAAUAAAAAAAGUGGGGAGAUAGCUGGCAGUUUCAGAAUUUCCAGUUUAUGUUCAGCUGGUCCCAUUGCUUUGUAGCCUGUGGGGAGGUACCCUACUAUGGUGGAAAUGGAUCUCAUUGAAACUACUUACCACAUGGCCAUGGAGGAAAGAGGGUUUAAUUUACCUAUAUGCUUUAAGGAUAUAGUCUCCAAAACCUAGAGCUCCCUCUGUGUCCAUUUAAGGUUUUCAUAAUCUCACAAUAUUGCCAUGGUGAAGCCUAGGCAUUUAUUACACAGAUGUUUGCUGGUACUGUGGUCCAAGGUAUAGAAAUCACAUAAUAAUAAGCGGAAAGAACCUGGGCAAAAUAUAAAUCAGUGCCUUCCUAUAAUUAUUAGGAGACUGAACACAUGGGGCAAACCAUGUUGAACUUAGAGGAAGACAUUUUCAGGGUCUGAUAGGAACUGAGCACUUGCCUCCUGGGAAGUUGCUGUCAUAUAUCUUACAAGUGGGGCUGAAGAUUCAGCCACAACAUGUUUGAUUAUAAUCUCCCUAUCACUCUCCAACCCAUUCACUCUCUCUGUUCUACUCUCCAUUUCUUGAGUCCCAUCUAAGUGACAUCAUGUAGUAUUUUAUCUUUUUUUGUGUCGAAGACAUAAAAGGGGGGGCAUGGUUUUCAUUCUCUAGGUUCAUCCAUAUGUUUUAUGACUUUUCCUGAAGCAAAUGCAAACAAAUAUCUAUUCACCACAGAAAGGGCACUAUUAUAAGGCCAAAGAAAAGAUUCCAUCAAAGCCACGCGUGUUGAGUCAGUGGAUUUGUGGGCCUACUUGUAGAAGCAUGGCUGACUUGAAGGCAGCCGCAUCACUGAGAAGCCCACCCUAGCAUGGGUCACAAAACCCUGGUACUCUCUGCCCAGCUUGCCGGCAACCUCCUCCACAGAGAUUUCGGUCACCCAACAACUGUUCAGUGCUUUUGUUACCGUGGGGCCUCUGUGAAAUUCAUAACUUUAGGAGCUUUCCGAGUCAUCUGAGCUUCACUUUCUAAGAACUGUGAACCUCUGACCGCUCUCCAGGAGGGAGUGUUUCACUUCAGUUCAGACGAAAUAGUAACACAACACAAGGUAACAGUGUGUUCCCAAAUCUGUCUGUCUGUCUGU
This is a messenger RNA of Peromyscus eremicus (cactus mouse), 3944 nucleotides long. RefSeq names its product zinc finger protein 43-like. The record is from RefSeq and is a predicted model, not a curated record. Bases 109 to 2226 code for a protein of 705 amino acids. The transcript is spliced from 5 exons. Gene Ontology annotation, biological process: negative regulation of transcription by RNA polymerase II. Lineage: Eukaryota; Metazoa; Chordata; Mammalia; Rodentia; Cricetidae. Gene Ontology annotation, molecular function: DNA-binding transcription repressor activity, RNA polymerase II-specific; RNA polymerase II cis-regulatory region sequence-specific DNA binding.